UCGCGCGCUGACGUCGCGGGACCCGCAUAACAUGGCGACGACGGGGGUCGGCGUGUGACAGGCGCAUGGGCAGCAGCAGCAACACCAACAUCACCAACAGCAUCAGCAUCCUCUCGGUGUCGAGGUCCUCAACAGCGAUACAAUCUCACGUGUCCACGAGCUGCAGGGCGGUCAGCUUCCAUAGUUCUACUCGCGACGGCUUCUCUGCUCUGCGUUCCAUUGAGGACACGUGGCCAUCAAGCGCAACUGGUCUGUGCUGCCACGUUUGUUUUAAGACGUCGCUGGAGGGCUGACGUUACCAUAGCGCAGUGGAGGGGCAGGAGCCAAUGGGAAAGCGAGGUGGACCCAGAACCUCUCUUCAUUUUGGCGUGACUUUCCCAUAUCCUGCAAGAACAGUGGACCAAAAAGACAAGCAAAUUAAGCAGAGCACGGCAUGAGCUCAUCUGUCUGCAUGGAACAGGCCCCACUCCUCAAAGUCCCAGCCAUGCUUGGCACGUCGGGGCCAGCGCAUCUCUCGUCGCCGGGCUUUGGCGACGACACGCAGACCGCCCUCCCUGCAGCGCCCAAAGGUGGUGUCGGUGGCCUGGUGUACGGCUCGAUGCAGCAGAACACGGGGCCUCCAACAUCUGGCGCUCGCCUCGGGGCCCCCGUCCCAUCCGUGGUCGACUUCUACGCCGGCAAGAACGUGAUGGUGACGGGCGCCACGGGGUUUCUGGGCAAGGUGCUGGUGGAGAAGAUUCUGCGCUCGUGCCCCAUGCUGGGGUCGCUGUACGUGCUGGUGAGGCCGAAGGAAGGGCAGAGCCCCGAGGAGCGCAUCAAGCUCAUGACCUGCUGCAAGCUCUUCGACCGCCUGCGGCAGGAGCAGCCUGAAUUCGAGGCUAAGAUCAUCCCGGUGGACAGCGAACUGACGCAGCCCAAGCUGGGAAUCUCAACUGCAGAUGAGGACCACCUCGUUGCCACCAUCAACGUCAUCUUCCACUGCGCUGCCACCAUCCGCUUCAACGAGCCUCUCAAGCACGCCCUGCAGCUGAACGUCGUCGCAACGCAGCAGCUGCUGGCGCUGGCUCAGCGCAUGCAGCACCUGGAGGUGUUCCUGCACACGAGCACGGCCUACGCCAACUGCAACCGCCGAAGCAUCGACGAGGUGGUGUACCCGCCGCCCGUCGACCCGUACAAGCUGCUCGACGCCGUGCAGUGGAUGGAUGAUGGCAUGGUGCGCGACAUCACCGCACGCCUCAUCGGAGACCGGCCCAAUACCUACACGUUCACCAAGGCCCUGGCCGAGUGCAUGGUGCAGCAAGAGAGCAGCAAGAUCAACGUGGCCAUCGUCAGGCCCUCCAUCGUCGGGGCCAGCUGGCAGGAGCCCUUCCCCGGUUGGAUUGACAACUUCAAUGGACCAAGUGGACUCUUCAUUGCUGCGGGCAAGGGCAUCCUGCGCACGAUGCGGGCCAGCAACGACGCAGUGGCCGACCUGGUGCCGGUGGACACGGUGGUGAACGUCAUGCUGGUGGCCGCGUGGUACUCGGCCGUGCACAGGCCAAGGAACACCCUGAUCUGUAACUGCACCACUGGAGAAAUCAACCCCUUUCACUGGGGACAGAUUGAACACCACGUGAUUUCCACGUUCAAGCGGAACCCGCUGGAGCAAGCGGUCCGACGGCCCAACGUGAACCUCACGUCCAACCACCUCAUCAACCAGUACUGGAUCGCCGUGAGCCACAAGGCGCCCGCCUUCCUCUACGACCUGUUUCUCAGAAUGUGUGGCCAGCAGCCCAGGAUGAUGCGCAUUGUGAACCGGCUGCACCGCUCCAUGAUGCUGCUCGAGUACUUCACGAGCCACUCGUGGGUGUGGGGCUCGGACAACCUCACCAUGCUGCUGGGCCAGCUCAGCCCGGAGGACCGCAAGAUGUUCAACUUCGACGUGCGUCAGCUGCACUGGCCCGAGUACAUUGAGAACUACUGCAUGGGGACCAAGAAGUACCUCCUCAACGAGGACAUGUCGGGGCUACCCGCGGCCAGGCAGCACCUCAAAAAGUUGCGCAACAUCCGCUACACGUUCAACACAGCGUUGGUCGUCAUCAUCUGGCGCAUAUUCAUCGCUCGAUCUCAGAUGGCGCGCAACAUCUGGUAUUUUGUCGUCAGCCUCUGCUACAAGUUCCUGUCGUACUUCCGGGCAUCCAGCACCAUCCGCCGCUAGUUUGCAGUGGGCACCGCCCACACACUGGCCCCUUUUUUGGCCUCCCUAUGUAUGCAUCUGUGUUGAACUUCUUUCGCACCGUACGUAGCCAACCGUGCUAAUCGGAGGUGCGGGGGAAGGACAACAAACAUGCCCACAUAGCGACACUCAAACCUACCCCUCUCCCACGUUGACCCCCCCAAGAUAAUACACUCUGGCCGGGCAGGCCCGAGUCUCAUGUACGAACCUGCAGUAAAAAAGCCAUCUGCCACAGAGGCUUCUGUCAACCUUGUGUUCCACCAUCACAGCGAAACAUAAUCCAACAGAGUAAUUUGUUUUCAAGUUGAAAAAAAGCAGCAGUACGCUCCAUACCUCAAUUCGUUUUUUCUUUUCUUUUGUGACGUCGCUACUAAUUUCAAAGUAACAAUUCGAACUGGCCUUUUUGCUGCACGUUUAUGCAAAACUAAAGUGUGUAUGGCUUAGCACUCCCGCAGAGGAGAGAUGUCAUCUUCUCACAGUGGAUGUUGGAUUCGGCCUCGAAAAAAUCCCUUGCGAUUGAGCAAACGCGACACCAUAGCAUCGGCUUCAUCGACGGUUUCGGAUGUUUGCUGUACUCGCUAGCAACUUUGGUUUAGGUGCAUAUGUGAAAAGGUCUGAUGUGUGAAUAUCUACAGAGAAUGACAGUUAACAACCACCAUGCACAAAUAGGUUGCUGGACAAAAGAAAUGGAGCACAAAGCUCCUUCAAUUAUAGGCGAAAUGCUUUACUGUGCUGUAACAGUAAGUGGAUGUGCAUUGGAUUAGGAACAAAUACUGCACUGGGUGUGGGCAAUUAAUUGGUCAGGGUGGAUUAGCAAUGUUCUGAUAUGCGACGGUUGUACCAUUAUUUUUUCAAACAACAAAUGUGUUCCUGCAUUUAAGUGGCUUUCAUAACCUUAACAAUCAAUGUUCAACUUUUUUUUUUAAGUCUUUAGAAUUUGCAGUUUUUUUCCAUGUUGCAUUAUAAAUGACUUUAUAUGCAUUUUUGCUUCAUUAUUUUACGCUUUUUUACCGUUAUUACUCGUAUUGUGAUGUGCCGAAAAGUUAAGGUUUGAUUUACCGUGUAAUUGUGGAAACCCGUAAAUUUUGGCCCCGUCACGGUUUUGUUUUCUCUGUGGCUGCCAAAACCAUCGUCUCUAUUGGGACGACCGAUUUGUAUUGGAAGGUCUUCAACAGCACGUUCGACUGAAUUUAACACGCGUACGUUUUGCAGCUGGGGCGCCACGGUGACGAGAUGUUAACCACCUUGCCUGGUAUGCAGGAGGUCGUGGGUUCGACCCCGACCCUGGCACCAGUAUUUGGAGUUUGCGUAUUCUCCCCGUGGUCGCGUAGAUUUUUCUGUGUCCUCUGGUUUUUCUCCACGUUUAGAAACAUGCGUUUAAAGUAUUUGGCUGCUAUCAAUUUCCACACUUGGUUGAGCUAUCAUUUGUGGCCAGGUCACUUCUGAAGAGCCGUAUAGCUCAAUGGGCCUUAUCUGGUCAAAUAAAAAUAGUAAUAGCUGUUUCAGAAGACAUGCUGAACACACAGCCCAACCUAGAACACGGCACUUGGAUCGCACAGACUGCUUUGUUGGGGUGAAAAGGUGUUCUGUAACCAAUCCCCCUGCGUGUGCUCUCUCGUGCACCGUUAAUGGAAAGAUAAGUGGGUCCACGUGAAAUGCAAGGCCUGCCCUUGACUGGUUAGGCAAGCAAUGGGCCCUGUGUCCUGAGUUUCAUUUCACCAUAUCCCACUCAGGAGGUGUCUACGCAUAUGGAAGAUCAGGGCUACCUUGUAAUAUGAUUGUGCGCCGUAAAAAAAAUUCCCUUCAAGUCAUCAAGUUAAACAUUCGUCACUUGCGAUGCUGCGUUAUUUCGAUUCAUGUAACCGAAGGUGAAAGAAGUCUGUAAAGUUGACAAACACUUAAUUUUUCUUGCCGCACAGUUUAGUCAGUGUGUGUGUGGGGGGGGGUGUAAGGGAUGGGGAAUGUAUACGUAUGUAAGAUUGUCCUAUACUUGGUCUAUUUACAAGUUUGUUCAAUUUACAUUUCUGAUCUUUUAUUAAUGCAUACUUAUAUUCACUUAGAUGCGAGGUCGGCCUCAGUCCCUUUUGCUAUAACUCCCUUGUAAGCAUCGUUAAUGGAAAAAUGAGUGAGAAAAGUAAAUGGUUACACUUUGCAAACACGCUAUGGAUCGACAAAAGCCAGGACUGUAUUCCACUAUGGGUGACAAUAGAAACAGAAGCUAAAAUUGCAUUUGCCAAUAUUUGGUAAAUGCGUCAUUUUUAACUUUAUGCAACAAAGCGUAUGUUAUUGUACCUACUUGUAAAGUCAAUUGUGCACUUUAUUCAAAAACUAAAAAAAGUAGGAGUAGAAUGCUUCGACGUUUCUAUUGCCUUUGUAAUCAGUUACAGUCAUAAUUUAACUUUCAUUCUUACUACAUUUGAAUAGUCUAACUUUGAUUUAACAAAAAUGUUGGUCCCCAAGUAAAAAAAAAGUUUUGGUUUUAAAGCUUUAUUUUUCUAAAUAAUGCACUCUAAAUGCCUAAAAAAAGUACUUGCCUAACAGUUGAUAUACGUGAUGGGAACCCUAUUCAUUGGAAUUGUUUUAGUUGUUUCAUCUGACAGCUUUAGGAAAGCCUAAUGGUUUGGUGUUCCUUAUGAAGAUGUCAACGUCUUGAAUCACCUUUUACACACGCAUUGAUGCAGAAUGGUUAAUCCGAGGUGCCCGUGUGUAUUGAAACGUGUGUUUCACCGUAGCACUUCCUGAUUAACCCCUGAUGGAGACCACUGCUUUUUGGGCCACGUUGUUGCAUAAACAAGAGAGCAUUACAACUUGGAUCCACACGCAAGGUUUUGUACUGCAAAUAUGUAGGAGUAAAGAUUUCCAUAUUGUAACUACUUUCACGCCCCUUUUCAUUCCAAAUAAAGAACCAUUUAUGCAAA
Messenger RNA from Lethenteron reissneri (Far Eastern brook lamprey), 5133 nucleotides. RefSeq names its product fatty acyl-CoA reductase 1 (gene FAR1). Gene Ontology annotation, biological process: long-chain fatty-acyl-CoA metabolic process. The record is from RefSeq and is a predicted model, not a curated record. Gene Ontology annotation, cellular component: peroxisome. NCBI's taxonomy places the organism in Eukaryota, Metazoa, Chordata, Hyperoartia, Petromyzontiformes, Petromyzontidae. Gene Ontology annotation, molecular function: alcohol-forming very long-chain fatty acyl-CoA reductase (NADP+) activity.